UUGUCUUUUAUAGGUCACUGGUGAUGCAGUGUCAAGAGUUCUGGUUUGGCUUGAAAAUCUAAUGAAGAAUGUUGUAUGCUGAGCAAGAGACUGUGCCUGAAAGUGACAGAGUGCUGUAUCCUUGGAGCUGAGCGUACGCCUCUGCUGAUGGGUGGAACCUCAUGCUGAGAUUUGUUUACUCCAUUCCAGAUCCAUCAUGGAUGAAUGUCUCUUCAGUCCUGAUCAGCUGGAUGGGGCCACAGACAAUGCCCUGAGCUGUAACCAGUGCCCCAGCUCCUUUGCAAGCUUGUCAGAGUUGGAAAGCCACCUGGAAAAUCACAAGGAAGAAAGGCCUUUUAAAUGCAAUCAGUGUGAUCGGAGUUACAGGCACGCUGGCAGCCUGGUCAAUCAUAAAAAGACUCACCAAGUAGGACUCUAUUCUUGCCUCAUCUGCCAGAAAGAGUAUUCCAACCCUAUGGGCUUAAAAAAUCACCUGCGAACUCACUCGGAGGACAAGCGUUUUAAAUGUGAGGAAUGCGGAGAAUGUUUCCGAAUGUCACGGCAGCUUUCCAACCACCGAAAGGCUACUCAUGGCUAUUACGCUGGAACUAAUGAUGGAGAUAUUCCAGGUAGCCAAGAGGGCUUUGAGAUGCCUCCUCCUGUCCUGGUGGAGAAUAGCAAUUUAAUGAGCAAUCUGGAGAACUACAUUGCUGAGUCAAUGGUUCCAAAUGACUUCUCUCAGCUGGUCCCAAAGUAUUAUGCAGAAGAAAAAACACAAGAGGUUGCAGAAGAAAGUCAAGAGGUAAAACAAGAGUCUGCAGCAGAGGACAAGGAAGGUCAGAUGGUUGAUGGUAGCCUUGACCAACGUCGGUACAAGUGUAAACAGUGUGGAAAAGCCUAUAAACAUGCAGGAAGCUUGGCUAACCACAGACAGAGCCAUACAGUGGGGGUCUACCAAUGUGCCAUUUGCUACAAGGAGUUCUCAAAUCUCAUGGCCAUGAAAAACCAUUGCCGACUCCAUACAAAUUCCAGAGCUCAGAAGAAUUGCAGAUCUCCUUAUUUCUCCACAAAACUGUCCAGCCUCUCUGACGAUAACCCUGACAAACCACACCAAACUGCCUUGCUCUUCAGUGACCCUAUGGAGAAACAUGAAGAUCAACACUGUUUCUUGGAGGCCUCGGAGAGCAGUCAUUCUGAGGAAGAGACCAGGAUGACUUCCCCUCACAAAUCUCAAUCUGACUGUUUAAGCCCAUCUGCACAGACUGUAAAAGAUGAGGCAGACACUGCCUUAAGACUGGAUUCCCUUUUUCAGACAUGUAAAGCAGCUAAUGUUGUGCAAGAUGAAGCAUCUCCACAGGUUCAGGAAACCCCACUCAGCCUUGAUGUUGAACAGAGAUUGACAGCCCCACCAGGACUUGAAGCUACAGAUGAUGAAGAAUUAAAACCCGGAGAGAGUUCAGAAGAACGUCCAUUUAUGUGCCAAGAGUGUGGUAGAACUUAUAGACAUGCCGGAAGCCUCAUCAACCACAAAAAAACUCACCAGACAGGGAUAUAUAGCUGUUCCAUCUGUGCAAAGCAAUUGUUUAACAUGGCAGCACUGAAAAAUCAUCUGAGAGCCCACUUUAAAUCCAGAGCCGGGAGGAAACUGGAGGACACCUAUUUCCAUUCUGCCAGCUUCUCUGAUGAACUGUUUCAAAGCACGGAGGACUCCUAUCAAUGUGGAAUCUGUCACAAAGUAUUAACAUGUGAAAUGGAUUAUCUGCAGCAUCAAGCCCUGCACAAAGAUGAAAAGGUGAUGGAAAUCGGCUGUGACAAUCUUGCUGCAAAAGAGGAGCCAAGUCCGGAUAUUUGUUGGGGAGAAAAUCCCCAAGGGUCACAAGGCAGCAGUGAUGACUCUGCUUACUCCAGCGUCCCUGGGAUACCUGAAGCAAUAAAGAGGGAGGUCGAGAAUCUUGCACUUCAACCCUCACUGCAACCUUGGGCUCAGGAGGAAUCACUAGAGAUCACUAAGGUUGACAAAAAAAGAGAAGACCCUGGCACCAGUUUCCAAAAUCCAAUAAUGAGUAUUGACCAAUCUCCAGCAAACAAAAUUGUUCCAGAGCAGGCAGACCUUCCUGAAUUAGAAGAACACAGCCAAUAUUUGGAUGAUCGUCCUUUUAAAUGUGAGGCUUGUGGUAGGACAUAUAGACACAAGAGUAGCCUGCUGAAUCACAAGCUGACACACAAGACAGGGAUAUAUCAGUGUUCUCUCUGCCCAAAGCAAUACUCUAACCUUAUGGCAUUGAGAAACCAUCUCCGAUUUCAUUCCAGAAUACAUGCAGGUAGAAGAAACAUAUCCAAGAGAAGUCGUCAGCUGCUCUGCGGCAAGCCCAAGUUAUUACCGUACAGGACAGGUAUGUUCCGUGGGGCUUUGCAGAAGCUGAACCUAAACCAUGUGUCUUCUGAAAUGCCACUAAUGGCUAAUGUGGAUCCAGUUAUUGAGGGCUCAGAAACUGAAGAUACCCUUACCCAGGUAUGUGAAAAAAAAACCCUCUCCAGCACAGAGGAGAUGGCCUGUACAGUGAAGAAUGAGCCUUGUGCACUAACAGAGUCUGAAAGUGGCACCAGUAGCAAUAAAGAGUCUCAAGGCACAGGUUCUGAGCUAGUAGAACACACAGGAAAGAAAGUGUAUGAAUGUGACCUUUGUGAUAAAACCUACAGGCAUUCAGGAAGUCUUAUAAACCACAAGCGAACCCACCAGACUGGAGACUACACAUGUUCUGUGUGCUCCAAGCAUGUACGUAACUUGGCUGCCUUAAAAAAUCACCUUCGAAUCCACCAUAAAGUCAGGAGGGAGAAGUCUGAUGGAAAUGAUAAUUCUGGCUAUCUGUACAGCAAUAUGUAUUUUUCCCAGGACAACAAAAGGAUAUUUGGGUGCCCAAGUUGUGAAGAAAUAUUCCCAAGUGAAGAGCAUCUACUGGCUCAUCAAGAUACACACAUGGAAGUAGGAGUUCCUCCAUGGGGCCACCUGGCAGACGUUUCGGGGCUAGAUGACCCUCAGCCAGAGAUACCCCAGCAGCCAGGUAUGGGUGACUAUGAUGACUGGGAAAGCUCCAGUCAAUCCGAAGAUUGUCAUAAAAAUCAAAACGAUCUUGAGAACAGUUUUAAUUGCUCAGAAGAAGACAAAACUCUUACUUACCCAUGUGAAGAGUGUGGGGAAGUGUGUAGUAGUAUAGAAGACCUAAAUACCCAUAAGCACACCCAUCAGAUUGGCAUUUACCAGUGUUCAUUCUGCCCUAAAGAAUAUCCCAACCUCUUGGCUUUGAGAAAUCAUUUCCAGACCCACACCAAAUCACAAAUUCUUCGAACCAACAGCAGGGAAAUUCUAAAUGGGUCAGAUAACAAAGACUUUGUAGAGACCCAUUCAUCCAUAGAUCACCGUUAUGACUGUGGCCAUUGUGGAAUGAUCUUCUCUGAUGAAGCAGACUUUCAUCAGCAUCAAGUGGCUCAUGAAAAUCAGGCAAUGAGUGAAUCGCCUCAUGGCCUACCCACUACUGAGAAUGCUCCUGGCUACCCCUUCACUAUGCAUUCUUCAGAGAGAGAGCUAUUGAGAAGAAUAAAAAAUGAGAUGGAGGAGGGGGAUUCCAGGGAGGUGGCCUAUGGAACAUCUCAACUAUCCCAUAUCUGUGGGUUCUGCGGGAAGACUUAUGAUGACCUGGAGAGCUUGGAGGCACAUGGACUGACUCAUAGUAAUGAAGACAUUUCCUCUGCAGAAGAAAGCGUUCUUAAUCCUGAAGUUGCUGAGUUUCCAAGUCCAGAAAUUCAACAAAGUCAAGAAAUAAAAGAGGAAGAAGGUGACCACAUCAUAGCUUCUGAAGAUCCUCCUACGGGUGGAGCGAGUCCAGAGGAUCGUCCAUAUACUUGUGACCAAUGUGGAAAGACAUAUCGGCAUGGUGGUAGCCUUGUAAAUCAUAAAAAGACUCACUUGGUGGGUAAUUUUCAGUGCUUGGCAUGUUUAAGACAUUAUCCUAAUCUGGCUGCUUUUCGCAACCAUUUGCGCCAUCAUCCAAAGUGUAAGCAGCAUGCUGCCAUUGGCAAUCCAAGUGAUCUAGACAACCUAAACCCAAAUGACCCACUCAACCUAAAUCCAACUGACCCUAAAUGCCUUGGUGAAAAUCCAGAGAACUGCCAUCCUGCUGUUGAUGAUUCUCAGUCAAAUCUCUCUGAGUCUCGAGCUGUGUAUGAUGCAUCCGAACCAAGUAUGCCCUGCACAUCUAAUGACAAUUCCAGUAAUAAUUAUAACCCUUCACAACUUCACACACAGUCCCUCACCAACAAUUUUAAAUUGCCAAGUAAACGUCUUGCUGGAGGAAAGUCUCUAUGGAAAGCUAUGAAGAAACGCCGGAUGCUGAUCAACCACUGCACUGAUGACCUAGCUCGAAGCAUAUCCACCAGUAGUCCCCGGCCUGCUUUGGAUACAGAUGAUAAAUCUGUUCAGGUCUGUGAAUUGUGCGGCAAAUUGUGCAUUGGUGUUGAUGAACUGGUAAUGCAUCUCUCUGGCAACUGUGAUGGCAACAGGCACCUAGAGACAGCCAUUAUUUCCUCUGGAUCUACUACAGAUAUUAAAGCCGAUACACCUAUACCUCUGAGUAUUUCAAACUCAACAGGAGAAUACAGUUUCCAUCAACGUCCGUUCCGUUGUGAUGUGUGCGGGCGGAGUUACAGGCAUGCAGGUAGCCUUAUUAAUCACAAGCAAAGUCAUAAAACAGGCGUUUUCCGAUGUGCCAUUUGUCAAAAGCGUUUCUUUAAUCUUAUGGCAAUGAAGAACCAUAACCGUAUUCAUUUUGAAUUAAAGAGGCACAAGUGUCUGGAAUGCGGCAAAGCUUUUCGUCUCCAUAAGCAGUUAGACACUCAUCAAAGAAUACACCGUGACAGGGCUGCCGAGAAGAAGCCAGGCAGGCGCAAACGUAGGGGCACAAAAUCACGCAAGCUCAAUGCUCUGCUACAGCAACAGAAGUCCUCUUUCCUGAAGAAUCGUACCAUAUCUCCAGACAAAAAGGAAACGUUUAGUCCUUGUGAGGGUGCAAGAGAAUUGAAUGAGUUAAGUAGUGCUCCAGAACAAAGUGUUUUAAAGAAGGACCUGAAUCAGGAAGCUCGGCCCUACCAAUGUGAACAAUGUGGGAGAUCAUACCGCCACGCAGGAAGCCUUGUUAAUCACAAGAAAAGUCACACUAUAGGUCAGUAUUCCUGUACAGUUUGUGAUAAAACCUACUCCAACCUCAUGGCCAUGAAAAAUCAUCAGCGUACACACUACGAAGCAAAGAGGCACCACUGCUCUGAAUGUGGAAGGUCCUUCAGGUGGAAGAGGCAGCUAAGCAGACACCAACUUGCACAUGCCCAAGAGAUAAGCCAGCUUAGUUCCAAGGUUAUUGAAGGGUCUCCACCUCUGUCAGAAACUGUUCCUGACCAGCCCUCCAAGCUAGAAUUCUCUAAGACAUCAUUGAGUCACAGAGAGUCUCGUAAAAGACUCCAGAACUGUAGUAGCGGCAUAUCCGAAAAUGAAAACACAGCCAUUCCUUCAAAUCUGAGCCCCUCGUCACCAUUAAAGCCAGUUUGUCAAGACUGUGGUAUCUUAUUUGUUAGUUAUGAUGAACUUGAAAAUCACAUGUGCAGCGAAAGCAAUGCUGUAAAUGCUAGUUAUGGGUCAAGCCUUGACUUUCACCAAAACUGUGACACAUCUACCCUACAUUCUACAAAUCAGAUAGCGGAUCGACCAUACCAGUGCAAUUUAUGUGGUAGAACCUACAGACAUGCUGGAAGCCUGCUCAAUCACAAGAACACUCACAAGACUGGAGUUUACAAGUGCUCUAUCUGCCUCAAACAGUUUUUCAACCCCAUGGCAAUCAAGAACCACCUUCGCACUCACACAGCAGAGAAACGUUUCCAGUGUCUUGAGUGUGGCAAAGCAUUUCGCUCUUCUCGGGAGCUAAUUUGCCACCAUAGGGUUCACACUGGUGAGAGACCCUUCCAUUGUCCAAUUUGCAAUCGUGGGUUUAGCAGUAAGUUGACCCUCCGACAUCACCAACGAACUCAUAAAGAACUGCCCUCUUUUUCUACUUUACCACAGUCUUCCUCAUUAGUUUUGCCAACUGACGUGGGCACAUUAAAUACUGAAGAUGACCCACCAGUGUCCGGUGAAGAAAUUCCUAAUCAUACUACCCCCAUUGUACAGGAAGAACGUAAAUACAAGUGCAACCAGUGUGACAGGUCUUACCGCCAUGCUGGCAGUCUUCUCAAUCACCGGAAGACGCACAGCACAGGGGUCUACCAGUGUCCUGACUGCCACAAAAAAUUCUAUAACCUCCUAGCCCUCAAGAACCAUCUCCGUAUUCACAGAUACCCCUGCCCAGACUGUGGCAAAGCUUUCCGUAUUGCCAGCCACUUGGCUACUCAUCGUAAGGUCCAUGAACAGGGAGGUCCUUUUACUUGUCAACUUUGCAGCAAGCGCUUUUUCUGUCGAUCUACUUUUGAGCAACAUCAACUGACUCAUGGGGACCAGGAAGCUGAUGUUCACGAAACCCAGGCUGUUGGAAAUUUUAUGGUGGAAGUGACAUAACUCAUGAAUGGACAGCCCCCUUACUUUUUUUUAAAAAAACUCUUUUUGUGGGGGUGUUUAUUUUAUUUGUAAUUUUUUUUUGUGCCAUAAAAACGCUAAAAGUUGUCUUCAUGUAGAUAAUAGUUGAUCACUUUUCACAGUUGGAUGAAGAAUGGAAGGAGUGGUACAGUUUUUAAUUUUCUCCCCUCCGCUUUGAAUUGCCUUUUAACCCUUCUUUACCAGAUGCACUUCUGUGGAUAUCAAUGGUGCUUUAACAGACCUUAGGACACAGAAUUUUACCAGUUACCCAAUCCUCUUUAGGUUGAGUAUUUUGGAUACUCUCUCUCUGCCUACAGGGAUGUGACAAGGAGCUGAAUAAAUAAUGAACUGCUUGGGACUAAAGUCCAUUAGAUGUUUUUGGGAGGGAAAAUUUGGGGCUGCACAUUUGCUUGAAACGGGUUUACUUUCCCACUCUGGAAGUAUGUUAUUUUAACUCAUUCCCUCCCGGCCAUAGCCUGCAGCACUGUGCAGCAAAAAGGUUAAUAAUUUAUAUUGUACAGGGUUCUGGGAACCUGCAAAACUCACAUUGUGGGAUGGGAAAUACGCAGAUAAAUUAAUUUGGAAAUGUC
Molecule: messenger RNA, 7182 nt
Organism: Pelobates fuscus (common spadefoot toad)
Lineage: Eukaryota; Metazoa; Chordata; Amphibia; Anura; Pelobatidae
Gene: ZNF646
Product: zinc finger protein 646
Exons: 1
Coding region: 197-6574 (2125 amino acids)
Biological process (GO): regulation of DNA-templated transcription
Molecular function (GO): RNA polymerase II cis-regulatory region sequence-specific DNA binding; DNA-binding transcription factor activity, RNA polymerase II-specific
Source: RefSeq, a predicted model, not a curated record